CUUCUACACCAAGAUUACACUUUGUGAAAAUGCUAACGAAAUACUUUAGGAACUUUUGGAAAGUUUUGUAAAUCUUGUUUGUUUAAAUUGUACGGAUCUUUGGAGGUCAAUGGAACUGGUUCGCAACAAUGGAUAGGUGUUGGUUCUUUUUGGUUGUAGAGUCGGAUCACUGUCUCAAAGUCAAAACUGUAUUCUUGAAAAACAAUAUUCCUAGAAGAUUUGAUGAUGUAGUAAAAGAUAAAUUAUCCAAUUUCUAUCUUGGAUCAUGGAUGCGGACACAUAUAAGUAUUUCAGUAUUCGUUUUGUUUCACGAGCUAGUGAGUUCUCAUUGUUAUUUACCAAAAAUAUCAUUCCAUUAUGUUGUAUGCUUCAUAGGCGUAUCUAUAUAGAACAAGGUUUUUGUUUCGUAUUUCGGUUUCUCUGAUUUGUUAUUUGUUCGAAUUUAUGUGAAGUAUAAGUUCAAAGGUCUUCUAGUGGCAACCGAUAAAACAGGAGUUUGCGACUGGUGUAUCAGAAUAAUUGCAGACUGCGUAGUCGAGUUUAUCUGAUAAGGUAUACUGUUUGUUAGCUUUUUCAAUCGAUUUCCAAACACUGGAUUUCGGCUUCGAAUCGUUCUUUUCUUUCUCAAUCUUGGGUAGUACCAGCUGUCCUUACAAUAAGCUGAAUUUUUAUCUCGGAUGAUAAAUAUCAUGGUACCGGAAUUCCUACUGGCCAGAUGGAGGCAUUAAAGUUAUGCGAAAUUGAAUUUUUAUUUAACUUAUGCAAGGUAUUGCAUUUUAUUUUUGAGUAGGCUAAAUGUAUUUUUUUGAGACUAUGCCAUAAACGAAAAUAAAUCUUUUACAAUGGAAAAGCCAGGCAGAACUUGUUUAACCAGUGCAUAGUUUAGUCUGAUAGGUCGACAUUACGUAAAGUUUUCAAAUCCUUGCUUCCUAGCUUUAUUUAUUACAGACCACUACUGGUUUAACCGCUUGUUUCAGGUUCAGAUGAUAAAGGAUAGUAGGCUGUUACAGCACUUUUAAAUCACUACAAUAUGUACCUCUAUAUAGAUUCUAUUCAUGUUUAAAAGCAUUCGCAGAUGGGAGCGAUACUAAGGAAAUCCAGUUGCUUACCACCCUAUUUGGAAACGUAAAUUCCACCUGGAUUUUGUUCGAUUGCUCUUUGAGCACGAUCUGUGAUGAGUCCUUAGAAGUGUUUUAGAAGGAGGAUUAAGGUUAAAUAUGUGAAUUCCGAACCAUCCAGAAGAUACAAUAAGCCGAAAUUAAGUUACCUUCUGUAUGAUAUUGAGAUGUUUGUUUUCUCGUCUUAAUACAAUGGAAGACAACACAUUUAUGUCGUUCUAUGAUCGUGGAGCUUUUUAAACUACUUAAUUCUAUUGUUUACAGUAUCCUGUGAAAGAAGCGUCAGCUGUUCAUGUGGAUCAAGAUGGAAUAUCACAGGACUUUGUUUCAGCCUUACAAAAAAUGGACCUUGAAGAUUCUUUGGAGGAAGCGCAUCUGCUUUUUCAGGCCAACCAACUUCCCCUGUCAACUUUCACAUCAGUUGUCUCUGAAGCACCAACUAGAUCACAUUCACUAACUCACUUUAGGCCAGGAACUUCAUCGUCUCCUGAAACUUACGACAUAGGAACAACCGAGGAAUCAGAUCUUCCUAUCAGUAUUGUUCCUAGUCCUCUAACACUCGUUACGGGUUUUCCACCUAUGUCUCCAACGGAUUCUUGGGGUGAGCCAAAUAACAGAGAUUCAGCUGAUGUCCAGUCAGUCGCGUUGCAGUCUCUCAACCUGGAAUCAAGUGUCGAACAAACUGCUUCACAGUUACCAAGUAAAGCUGACCUUCAGGUCUCUUCAGUAGAGUUGGUCCAUACUGGAGAUGUACCUGUCAAGGAGACUGAUGUAAACUUAUCAACUCACUCUUCGGUGGUGGUAGAACAAUCCUCUUCUAUUCUUAGCGAAAAUACAAGUUUGAAUCACCAGGCUUCAGGAUCUUCAACAAACACAUCCCAAGGUCUUACCCGAAGUUGUUUAGUUUUGGAUGUACCCACCAAAUUUCCUCAACCGUUAGCAGAUAUACACCAAGUUGAUCAUAAUUCAUGGCUCCCAACCGUGAGGACACAAUCAGAAAAUGUGCAUAAAAAGUCAAGUUUUCGAUUAUGCAGUGGAAGUUCAAGCAGUUUAGAUGACGCGGACUAUUAUGAAUCUGUUGAUAAUAGAAAAGAAUUUAAUAAUGUUUUGCAGUGCAGCUCAAGCUCUGAUUCCGAACUAGAAUACAAGUUUGAUCGGCAGUAUUCGAUGAAGUACAAUAAUCUUAAAAGUUCUAAAAGUUUAAAAUCUGUUAAUACACCUAAAUUUUUGUCCACAAAAAGAGUUGUCCAUCCAAGAAUGGAACAUAAAAGGUUCAGAUCAGAAUACAUCAAUAGAUUUCUGAACAAAGAUUCAUACAUCGCCUCUUCAAUCCCAUGCGAUUCAAACUUAUGUAACAUGCCCGAGUUAAAAGACAAAGUUCAUGAAAAAAACUCAUCGUCAACGUGUUCCAGCUCAGUUAUCAGCAAAAGAUCAGACCGGCAUAUUCGUGAUAUUGAUGUACUUGAGGUUACUGGAGUUCCUUUUUCGUAUGAAGAUAUUGUAUAUUCAACAAAUGAACAAUUUCGUCAACUAAGAGCAACUCCUGGUUUGACCGAAGAACAGUUAACAGCUAUGUCAGAUGCACGUAGACGAGCUACUAACCGUCAAGCAGCUGAACGGUGUCGACGCUCCAAAGUUGCUGUUCGAGAUGAAUUAGCAGAGCGCUUGGCUGAACUUCGCUUACAAAGACAGGCACUCAACAAGCGUUUGAUCAAGGCUCGUCAACGCAGACAAGAAGCAAGGGAUACACUUACUGAAGAGCAAAACCGUCUAUUGCACAUGUUGCAUGAUUCUAAUGGUUGCACGUUGAAACCUUCAGAUUGGCGCGUCCACCUAACUGCAGAAGAUGAAAUCGUUGUUGUAUCAGUUGGGCAAUAAGUACGGACAAGCUGUUUCCAGCUUCUCAAACUUGAUGCAUCCGUCUUUCACUGUUCUCAUUGUUCGCACGUACACUGUAAAUAUUCUAAACCUUGUAUUUCAAUAAGAACACACUUAAAAACUA
Messenger RNA from Trichobilharzia szidati, 3120 nucleotides. The record is from the annotation of a GenBank genome assembly. NCBI's taxonomy places the organism in Eukaryota, Metazoa, Platyhelminthes, Trematoda, Strigeidida, Schistosomatidae.